Salvia miltiorrhiza (redroot sage) is the source of this 1664-nucleotide messenger RNA. RefSeq names its product WAT1-related protein At3g02690, chloroplastic. Gene Ontology annotation, cellular component: membrane; chloroplast. NCBI's taxonomy places the organism in Eukaryota, Viridiplantae, Streptophyta, Magnoliopsida, Lamiales, Lamiaceae. The coding region runs from base 139 to 1398 and encodes 419 amino acids. The record is from RefSeq and is a predicted model, not a curated record. The transcript has 7 exons.
AACGAUUUCAUUACGGAUAUGUUUCUGUUGCUCACUCAACUAAACUGUGUGUGCACUGCACACUUCGUCACCACAUCCACAUAUAAUCAAUGGAAAUAAAGGUUUUGUGUCCAUGAGAAUCACUAUAAUAUCCAAAAGAUGGCGUGGAAUUGCUGCUGUAGCUCCUCCUUCACCGCCACCACUUCGGCGGCGGUCGUUCCCGCCAUUUACGCCGCCGCAAGAACUCCGAACAGCUUCACAAUUACUCUUCGGAGAAAUAAUGCGUCCUCACAAUCGCAGUCGAUAAGGAACCCUAUAAAUCAAAUCGGUUCGCCCAAUUUCAUAGCGAGGAGCAAGGCCACAGAAUCGGAGUUUAAAACUGAUUCCUCGCCGUCCAAUGAGAUCGACUGUAUAGGCACCGGGCUGGAUGUUGAAUGCGUGAUCAAUCCUACCGAUGAUCAGUCGGAAAAUUCCGAGCAGGUGGGAGGGGAGACGAGAGAAACAACGUCCGCGUUAGUGGAAUUGGCGGUCACAGCGUUGGAAUGGGGACUUUUGAUAUCGCCCUUCUUCUUCUGGGGAACGGCCAUGGUGGCAAUGAAGGAAGUUAUUCCAAAAACUGGGCCUUUCGUGGUGGCGGCGUAUAGGCUAAUUCCUUCGGGGCUCUUGUUGGUCGGCUUCGCUGCUUCCAGGGGCCGGAGUUUUCCUUCGGGAUUCAAUGCUUGGCUGUCCAUCUCAGUUUUUGCUGCUAUUGAUGCUUCCUGCUUCCAGGGUUUUCUUGCUGAAGGAUUGGAGAGGACGACUGCUGGUUUGGGCAGUGUAAUAAUUGAUUCUCAACCUCUAACUGUGGCUAUUCUUGCCUCGUUACUAUUCGGAGAGUCAAUAGGUUACAUUGGAGCAGCUGGACUUGUCCUUGGUGUUAUAGGACUCUUACUUCUUGAGGUACCUGCUCUUGCUUUUGAUGCAAAUAAUUUUUCCCUGUGGGAAAGUGGGGAGUUGUGGAUGUUUCUAGCUGCACAAAGUAUGGCUAUUGGUACCGUGAUGGUCCGUUGGGUCUCCAAAUACUCAGAUCCUGUUAUGGCUACUGGAUGGCACAUGGUUAUUGGUGGCCUCCCUCUUAUGGCAAUUGCCAUUCUUAAUCAUGACCCUGCUCUCUCAAGUUCUCAUGAGCUUACGACAAAUGAUGUUCUGGCCCUUCUUUAUACCUCCAUUUUUGGUAGUGCCAUCAGCUAUGGUGUCUACUUCUACAACGCUACAAGAGGUAGCUUGACAAAGCUCAGCUCCCUAACCUUUUUGACUCCAAUGUUUGCAUCGCUUUUCGGUUUCAUAUAUCUUGGUGAAACUUUCUCACCACUGCAACUGGUUGGAGCACUGGUAACUCUUGCAGCAAUAUAUAUGGUUAACUACAAAAGUGAAGCAUGAGGAUGUUGAGGAACAGCCUGAUUUUGGCCGGAGCCUAGCAGCCAGCCUUACUUGUGGUUGGAGAGGUGGUGGUAGAUUGACCCCAAAAGGAGUACAUAAUGUUCAAAUACAAAGGAUGUAUUCGGAUGGGUUAUUAUGAGCCCAGAAUACAAUAUAAAAUCUUUGGUUUACAUAAACUAGAUUGUUAGGUUUGUACAUGUAUAUCUGUAGUGGGAACAUCAAAACGUUAUCAGCAAAUUAAUGUUGGUAAAACAAUGUUCAUCUUU